Molecule: messenger RNA, 1482 nt
Organism: Phaeoacremonium minimum UCRPA7
Lineage: Eukaryota; Fungi; Ascomycota; Sordariomycetes; Togniniales; Togniniaceae
Exons: 1
Coding region: 1-1482 (493 amino acids)
Source: RefSeq, a predicted model, not a curated record
AUGGACACUGGCGCCAUGGGAAACAUCUUUGCAGAGACCUCGAAUGUGGAGACAUACGAUCUGGGAGCCAAUGCCUCGGGCUUACCGACCUCUAUGCAGGCUACAUAUGACGCUGCGCUCAUGCAAGGUGUUGAGACCAAGUUGUCACCGCGAGAUGCCUGGGGCAAUCCUAAGAUCCCGCGACUGGAGUUAUUUGAUCAAUCCACUGCUGACGCCGACGGAUGGGUGGAUGUCACCGAUGUCAAAACCGUCGAGACUUACAGCUCCCUGAUGGGCAUGCCUAUCAUUGGUGUUCCUAAGAAUGGCACCGCUGAGUUCUCAAUUGAGUCAUCAUACAUAGCGCUCGGUCUUCCUGCAGUCCAAUACAGCUCUCGAGUCGGCGGCACAUUGGGCCUCACCGUGACUUGCCCGGACUGCAUCAACUGGGCGCAUAACUACCACCCAGAUAACAUGACGGUGAUGCAGGCUCGCCAAUUACAGCUGAUGGGACCGCCUUUUCCACAGCCUAAUGCGACAGAACGAGAGAACGCAUCGUAUACGAAGGCGAACUACAUCCGCUUUGACCAAGAGUUUGGCGGAGAUGUUGGUCUGGCUCUCACUGAUGUAACACAAAAACUGGUUGAAACGACUAUAUUCUGCGACUCAGGAAACUGCCAAGCUACCAAGAUGCGAGUUCUGACAACGGACCAUCGACCAGAAAACAUCACCGCCUUUGACUGGUGGGGGACAUUUGCAUUAGAUAUGAUAACAGCGGCCUGUACAAGGGAGAGUUCUCAGACGGCCAGCCCUACCGAGUUCUUCCUCAAUGCCAGCUCGCAAAUCCCAAUCAAUCGCCAGGUUUUGUAUACCGGCGUUGCGAUGGCGGUCAACUUCAGCACGAUUAAUCCGAACGAUCUGUCGAACCGUGCUACGGCGCUGCUCAACACGGCGCUGCAGAUUUUCUAUUCACCUUUCGGCUUUGCUGGAAGCUUGCCCACCGAGAAUAUGACCAUCUACGGGCCGGCACAUAUACCAAGCAACGGAAUUAAUGAAACAAUCAAGGCUCUCGGGUUGGAUCCCGACGAGAUCGAUUAUACUUCGCUGAUAAUGACCAGCCAAACGAACAACGCACCCUUCAUCGGCGCCUCAACGAAUGCAAAAGUGAUCCUGUACACAGAGGUCUACAAACCUGACUAUGCAUGGGUCGUUAUCCUCGCACUGUCAUCAAUCGUCCUCUCGGCUACAGGCCUGCUAGGGAUCAUCAUGGGCUUGCGUACUACAGCGCCCGAUGUAUUCGAUCCGGUAAUGGCCCUGACUUACGACAACCCUUACCUCGGAAUGCCGAUGGGAGGCAGUACGCUCAGUGCUGCCGACAGGGCAAGGCUGAUGGCUUUCUUGAAGGUGCGGCUCGGCGAUAUACGAGGUGCCGACGAUGUUGGGAAGAUAGCGCUCGCGAGGACGGCAGAUACUCAUCCUCUGAUGCGCGGGCGGCUGUACGAGUAG